Molecule: messenger RNA, 2187 nt
Organism: Calliphora vicina (urban bluebottle blowfly)
Lineage: Eukaryota; Metazoa; Arthropoda; Insecta; Diptera; Calliphoridae
Gene: NAAT1
Product: Nutrient Amino Acid Transporter 1
Exons: 10
Coding region: 114-1841 (575 amino acids)
Biological process (GO): sodium ion transmembrane transport
Cellular component (GO): plasma membrane
Molecular function (GO): L-amino acid transmembrane transporter activity
Source: RefSeq, a predicted model, not a curated record
UCUCCAAUAACAAUGAAAAAAAGUCCGAUGACAAAGUUGAUGGCGUUGAUGGAGCAGUAGAUGGGGAUAAUGAAAGAGAAAGGCCUAAUUGGGGCAAUGGUCUUGAGUUUCUCAUGUCAUGCAUAUCAAUGUCUGUGGGUUUAGGCAAUGUAUGGCGAUUUCCCUUUACAGCCUAUGAAAAUGGUGGCGGAGCAUUUCUUAUACCCUAUUUGGUUGUAUUAUUUUUUAUUGGCAAACCAAUGUAUUAUUUGGAAAUGAUAUUGGGACAAUUUUCAAGUAAAGGUUCUGUAAAAAUAUGGUCCAUAUGUCCAUCGUUUUUGGGUGUUGGCUAUGGCCAGGCCUUUGGCACAAUAUGUGUUAUUACCUAUUAUUCCUCUCUCAUUUCUCUAACACUCUAUUACAUGGUGGUCUCAUGCCAAGCGAUAUUACCCUGGACUUAUUGUCGGGAGGAAUGGGGUCUGGAUUGUUUGGAUUCAUUGCCAAAACCAGAUUCAAUACAACAUCAUACUGCAUCACAUAAAUUAACAAGUAGUUCGGAGUUGUAUUUUACUGAAAUCGUUGCUAAAGAAAAAUUACAAAUAUCGGAUGGUUUGGGUAUGCCAAAUUUAUAUUUAACUAUUACCUUGUUUGUUUCAUGGGUGGUUAUAUUUUUGGUCAUACGUCAGGGUGUGAAAAGUUCCGGAAAGGCGGCCUAUUUUCUGGCAAUAUUUCCAUAUAUAGUGUUGCUUGCUCUGCUAAUACGCAGUGUUACGCUGGAGGGCGCUGUUGAUGGUAUUGUCUUCUUUUUAAAUCCACAAUGGAGUGAGCUACUUAAUUUGAAGGUUUGGAAAGAGGCCGUUGUACAAUGUUUCUUUUCGUUAGCCGUAGGUGUGGGUCCCAUCAUAAUGUUCUCUUCGUACAACCGGUUUGAUCAUACAAUUUAUAGAGACGCCAUGAUUGUAACUAGUUUGGAUACCGUUACCAGCAUGUUAGCUGGCAUAACAAUAUUCGGUAUUUUGGGAAAUUUGGCUCAUAAUCUCAAUAUUACCAAUAUCAAGGAGGUGGUUCAAAGCGGUACCGCCUUGGCUUUCAUUUCAUAUCCCGAUGCUAUAGCCAAAUUUCAAGCCAUACCUCAAUUUUUUGCUGUACUUUUCUUCUUUAUGUUAUUCGUAUUGGGAGUGGGCUCGAUUGUGGCUCUUCAGAGUACGAUUGUUACAAUAAUAUGUGAUCAAUACAAAUCAUUAAAAUAUUGGGUGGUAGCCUUGAUAACAUCGAUUUGUGGUUUUCUAUUGGGAGUGGUUUAUGUGACACCGGGCGGCCAAUGGAUUUUAAAUUUGGUGGAUUUUUAUGGUGGCACUUAUGUGAUAUUCGCCUUGGCGAUAUUUGAAAUUGUUGGCGUCAUUUGGAUUUAUGGCUUGCAAAACUUCUGUGAUGAUGUUGAAUUUAUGACCCACAGGAAGGUUUCCAUGUACUGGCGUAUCUGCUGGUCAUUUUUGACACCCAUAAUGAUGUUGAUUAUAUUCAUCUAUUCCAUGAUAACAAUAGAGCCUUUAACAUAUAAAGGAUUUGUUUAUCCGGAUUCUGCAAACGCUGCCGGUUGGAUAAUCUUUAUUAUUGGUGUUCUUCAAUUCCCUCUGUGGGGACUUUGGUAUAUUAAAAGUCAUUAUAAAGAAUCAUUCCUAACAUCUUUUGUGGUUUCCUUAAAAGCCACUGAAAAUUGGGGACCUGCAAAUCCCGAAACCAGAGCCAAAUGGUAUGCAUACAAAACAAAUUUGGCUGAAGAGCGUCUUAGACAAAGCAGCAGUAAUAAAAUUAGUUUCUUCAAGCAAAAACUGUAUAAUGUUACUGGAAGGACCACGUAGAUGUUGUGCAAGUAUUAAAUAAACAUAAAUAAAAUUUCAGGAAUUUUGUUUAUAAGAUUAUUAACCUAUGUUUUAUUAUAUAUCUUUGUUUCGACAAAUGACACUUUGUUUAAAAAAAUUGUGAAUACUUAAAUUACUUAUUAUUAUUAAGUGUUACUAUAACUUUCUUAAUUAAGAAUAUUGAUUUUAGUAUUAUUAAUUUUACUAUAAUUAUAUGCAUAUAACAUAUAUAUAAGAUUAUAACUCUAACAAUAAUUUUAAAUGGCUUAUAAUAUUUAAUUAUCUAAGUAUUAAUAAAUAUAUUUAUGUAUAUAAAUAAAUUAUAAUAAAUAUUGAAAACAAAAAA